AUGCACAACAUUAUGGCGGUUGCCAUGAAUAACGUGGGAUCGCACAUGAUUGUUUCCAACGAAGGUGGACAUGUUCUUUAUAUAAAUAUGAGUACAGAAACUGUAAUAUUCAAAUUUCGUGCAAACAGAACCGUUCGGGCAGUACAGUUUUCGCCGGAUGGGAGGUUUAUUGCAAUAUGUCGCGACAUGGAUUUGCAAAUUCAAGAGAUCGGAAAGCAGUCGACGUCGAUGUACUACCCGUUUCAUCUUUCUAUGACGUACAAGCUGUCAUCAGAGACGUUGAAUUGUGUUGACUGGUCGAGCGAUGGGUGCCUCGUUGUUGCUGGUGGAGAAGAUCACAUUGUUCGUGUAGUGGGUGCCCGUGAGUAUCGCAACCUCUUUAUUCAUCCCUUAGCUUCACAUCAGGGCCCUAUCGUAACUUGUCAAUUUAUUAACAAGAAUUAUGAUUUGAUAUCUGUAUGUAAACGUGGCAUUGCCAAUGUUUGGACGGCAUCGAUUCAACCAGGAGAUCUUGUCGAAGGAAAGUGGACAAAACCGGAAGAAAAUGAAAUGGAAAGCGAAGAUGAGUCGGUAACACGGCUUCACUAUGAGAAGACAAAGAGAUAUUCUCUUCUGGAAUCGUCCGGCAGUGGUAAAUCCGGAAUUGAUGUCACAUCAUGUCGUAUUCAUACACAUUCAAACAUCUUGGUGACGGCUUAUUCGAAUGGUGUGUUUGUUCUUCACGAAGUUCCAUCAUUUGCUCUCAUCCAUAAUUUACGGGUAUCAGACAUGCAGAUUACCAGCGUCGCAAUAAACAAGACAGGGGAUUGGUUGGCGCUUGGUUGCGGUAAAGGAUCAGCAGCGCAGUUGGUGGUGUGGGAGUGGCAAUCUGAGACAUAUGUCCUGAAACAGCAAGCUCACUCACAGCGUAUUCUUGCGGUACAGUAUUCGCCAGAUGGUUCAUUGCUAGCAACUGGAGCAGAGGAUGGAAAGGUAAAAAUAUGGAACGGACAUACAGCGUUCUGUACUGUAACGUUCGAUGAGCACACCUCAGCUGUGACAGCCGUCAGCUGGACGCAAAGUGGUAAAGCGAUUCUGAGCGCAUCUCUUGAUGGAACAGUACGAGCUCAUGAUUUGAAAAGGGUUUUUUCCGUGACCCUUGUAUGUCCCGAGCCAACACAGCUUGGCAGUUUAGCCGUAGAUCAAGCUGGUGAUAUAGUCGUAGCUGGAGCGAAGGAAGUGUUUAGUAUUUUUGUCUGGAGCAUGGAAAACGGGUCGCUGUUAGAUGUGCUGAGUGGGCAUCAGUCAAGUAUUGCCGAUAUAAGUAUGCAUGGAAACGCGUUGGCUAGUGUUGUGGAACAUCGUCGGUCGACUUCUACAUGUGAGGACGAUCUGAGGCAUCGGCACAAGAAUGGUGUAGCAGUGUCAUUCGCCUUGCGGAUGCGGGUGAAGCGUGUGCUCACGGUCGACUCAAACAUCACAAUUUAUCAUGCAAAGGAUAUGGGCUUCAUUGGAUCGAUUGAUGCCAGAUUAGAUCUGGACCCUUCAAGAGGACAAGGCCGACUUGAUCACCAGGCAAAAUGCUGCCAAGAGCAAUUCUCUCCUGACAGUGCGCUGUUGUUGCUGGGUGGAGAUUCGAACAAUUUCUGUUUGUAUUCGGUGGUAGAUCGUAUGCUUGUGAAGAAGUUCACGAUCACAGAAAAUCGCAGCCUCGACGGAGUC
This is a messenger RNA of Cooperia oncophora, 1701 nucleotides long. NCBI's taxonomy places the organism in Eukaryota, Metazoa, Nematoda, Chromadorea, Rhabditida, Trichostrongylidae. The record is from the annotation of a GenBank genome assembly.